GUUUUUCUUUUUAUGUUUUAUAAUAGUUAUUUUGACAAGUUUCGCGUACGCAUUUUAUAUUUUAUUAUCACCAAAAAUGGAUUAUCCUUUAAAUGAACGUAUAGUUAAUGAUGACCCUAAUAAUCCUUGGAAUUUGGCAUCUACCUAUCAAGUAUUUGAAAAUGUAACCAGCCUUUAUUCCAAUUUAUUUAUUUUACAAACUCCUGAUGAGAACACAAACAUGUUUACGACCUUUUUGACUUCAUUAUUCGCAACAUGUUUAUUACUUACAGGUGAUACAAGUUCGUUAUCCAAUUGGCCAUAUGAAAAAAAUCCAUCACUUAUGAUAUUAAUGAUUUUGUUCACAUUUAUAAUGACCAUAUAUAUUUUAAAUGUAUUUAUCACACUAUUUGGUGAAGCGAUAAAAGAUGGUGAUUCAUAUUUAUUAAGGAAAGCGGAGCAUUUAGCUAAAAUUGAAUUAUUUUACCUAUUACCGAAUCAGAGACGUUGGAAAUCAUGGUUCCCUGAAAUAAUUCAUUAUUAUGCCAGUGUGGAUAAGGCUCGAAAAGAAAUUAAACAAAUGAUUGAAAAGAAAGAAUGGAAUAACAAUGUAUUACCAGAACUCAAACGAGAUUUGUUAAACAAACUUCAUAUCGAUGAAAAUUAGACAAUUUUGGGAAUUAUAUAGGUUUUAAAUCAUUUAGGAAUGAUUUUAUUUUUUCCUUACUUAUUUAAUUUUUAACUAGAAUUAUAGAGUAUGUAUUCUUAGUAUAAAGUUUGA
Messenger RNA from Rhizophagus irregularis DAOM 181602=DAOM 197198, 760 nucleotides. Lineage: Eukaryota; Fungi; Glomeromycota; Glomeromycetes; Glomerales; Glomeraceae. The record is from RefSeq and is a predicted model, not a curated record.